This is a messenger RNA of Monodelphis domestica (gray short-tailed opossum), 773 nucleotides long. Lineage: Eukaryota; Metazoa; Chordata; Mammalia; Didelphimorphia; Didelphidae. The record is from RefSeq and is a predicted model, not a curated record.
AUGACACCUGAUGAUAAAGAGAUUCGAGAGCACCCUUUGCUGGCACUGGAUAUUCUUAAAAAACAGAAUUGGGGCUUCCAGGGUGGGGGUGGCAAGUUGGCAGACGGUUUUGGCGGCAAAGAGAAAUGCAGUGACAAGAGGUUGGUCUCGCUGCCCUUGUCUCGUAUCCGUGUGAUCAUGAAAAGCUCCCCCAAGGAGUCCAGCAUCAAUCAAGAGAUGCUGGUGCUCAUGGCCAAGGCCAAGGAACUCUUUGUUCAAUAUCUAACCACCUAUUCCUAUAAACAUGGCAGUGGAAAGGAAAAGAAAGCACUUAUUUAUAGUGAUUUAUCAAAUACUGCAGAAGAGUUGGAAACCUUUCAAUUUCUUGCAGAUAUAUUACCAAAGAAGAUUUUAGCCAGCAAAUACCUGAAAAUGCUUAAGGAAGAGAAGGGGGAAGGAGAAGAAGAUAAGGAAGAGGAAGAAGAGGAGGAUGAAGAAGAUGAUGAGAGUGAGGAUGAAGAAGCUGAAUCUUAAAACAUAAAAGCAAUACUUUAUAAUUAACGAACAUUGUGCUACCAACCCCGCUCAGGCCCCUCUCUCUUAAAUAAAAUACAGAGCUGUUCCAUUUCCUCCCCAUACAGAAUUUUAUAUCCAGUCCAUCUAUCCAUUUCAGUCUGAGGAAUGAGUUAAACACAAGAAAAUUUACUUGAUUUGCAUUACAUUUGAAGGCAUCACUAAGCUGCAUAUUUAUUCUGAUAUCUUGUUUGUCUUAUUAAACAAUGAACUUCUAUAUU